AUUCAAUGACUAAUGCUUGAGAGCAACGUACAAACCAUGAUGCACAAAGUCCUCUCAACUGCGUCCUCACAUUUCUCAGCAGCCGUUAACCUCCCGAGCUUUCUCCGUCGUGCCGGUCCCACUUUUCACAUCACUUGCCGUCGUUUCUUUUUCAGCCAUCCGGAAAGCGCCGCCGCGCAGCCGAGAACCCUAGCCGCCGAGCUGCCGCGAGUUGACUCAUUAAUCGACGGCUGCGACUACAAGCACUGGCUCGUGGUCAUGCAACCACCUGAAAAUUACCCUCAAAGAGAUGAAUUAGUUCAGCAGUACGUCUCCACUCUGGCUCUGGCCCUAGGAAGUGAGAAGGCUGCAAUGGAAUCAAUAUACUCGGUCUCGACAAAGUAUUACUACUCGUUCAGCUGCCAAGUCGAUGAAAAUGUGAUUCACAAGAUCAAAUCUCUUCCUCAUGUGAAAUGGGUUUUACCGGACUCGUAUUUGUCUUCUAAAGAAAAUGGCUAUGGAGGUGUUUGUGAUAGUUAUCGUGCGUCUACUUUGCUUUCUAUCCAUAAUUUGUUUACCAUUCAUUCAGCAAUCGGCAUUCGAUUAAUGGCUUGCAAAGGGAACCAUGUGCUGAUGGAAAAGUUGUUCCUUACGAUGAGAAAUAUCACGCAGAUUGGUUGCGUGAUAACUAUGGCAAGGACAACACAGAGAAAAACAGCUCAAGAAAGCGUACAAGGAGACGAAAAAGGUUCAAGAAAUUAUAAUCCUACCGAUAUAUUCCCAAAAUCUGUCGUCGUGAUAUAUUACACUGGAAAAUCUGAGUGUUUUUUUGUAAGAACCUGAAAACUUUUCCAAGGUGCCUUCAAGGGACGUUUGAUGCUCCAGACGAGCUUUGUGAAUUACUUAUAGAUAAAUUAUGCUACAGCUUUCGCUGUAAAAAUCAUUUAGAAGUAUAUUAUUCAUUCGAUUACAGUAAACUUUUAUUUAUAGUUUGCACAAUUCUGCACUUGGCCUCCAGAGCUACCCUUUUAAUUUUUG
Molecule: messenger RNA, 1017 nt
Organism: Striga asiatica
Lineage: Eukaryota; Viridiplantae; Streptophyta; Magnoliopsida; Lamiales; Orobanchaceae
Source: the annotation of a GenBank genome assembly